Messenger RNA from Exserohilum turcica Et28A, 1075 nucleotides. RefSeq lists its product as uncharacterized. Gene Ontology annotation, molecular function: magnesium ion binding; ATP phosphoribosyltransferase activity. Gene Ontology annotation, biological process: L-histidine biosynthetic process. The transcript has 3 exons. Gene Ontology annotation, cellular component: cytoplasm. Lineage: Eukaryota; Fungi; Ascomycota; Dothideomycetes; Pleosporales; Pleosporaceae. The coding region runs from base 64 to 1020 and encodes 318 amino acids. The record is from RefSeq and is a predicted model, not a curated record.
AUGAACGGCACGCUGAAUGGCGUCGCACACCGAGCGCGACAGGGCAGUCGGAGUCUUCCUUUUAUGACUGACCUUUUGGGAAACAGUUUGAAUGACCGCCUUCUCUUUGCGGUGCCCAAGAAGGGCCGCCUCCACCAAGCCUGCCUCGAUCUCCUGCACGGCUCAGACAUCCAAUUCCACCGCCACACACGCCUCGACAUUGCGCUCGUCAAGAACCUUCCUCUCGCCCUCGUCUUCCUGCCCGCCGCCGACAUCCCUACUUUCGUCGGCGAAGGCCGUGUCGACCUAGGCAUAACCGGCCGCGACCAAGUCGCAGAACAUGAGUGUGUUACGCCGCCCACGGCCACCACCGGCGUCGACGAAGUGCUAGACCUAGGCUUUGGAAAGUGCAGUCUCCAGGUCCAGGUCCCUGCCAAAGGCGAACUGACCAAGCCCGAGGACCUCAUUGGAAAGAAUGUCGUCACGAGCUUUACCAACCUUGCAGAGCAGUACUUUCGGAGGCUAGAGGCGGAGCAGGCGGGUGCGGUAAACGGAGAGUUUGACAAGGACGCAAAGCUCAAGACGGUCAUCAAGUACGUGGGCGGUAGUGUCGAGGCUGCAUGCGCAUUGGGCGUUGCAGACGGCAUCGUCGACUUGGUCGAAUCCGGCGAGACAAUGCGUGCUGCUGGCCUCAAAGCCGUGUCGACUGUAGUCUCGUCAAGCGCCAUCCUCAUCAAGUCGAAGCACCCCUCUGAUCCCAAGCUUGUCGAGCUCAUCACUGCCCGGAUAAAGGGUGUUAUCACUGCGCAAAAAUACGUCCUCUGCACAUACAACGUUCCCCGGUCCAAACUCGAUCUCGCGCGCGCAAUUACCCCGGGCCGUCGGGCGCCAACUGUCAAUGCGCUCGAGGAAGACGGCUGGGUAGCCGUCCAAGCCAUGGUGCUGCGCAAGGACAUUGCCAUUGCCAUGGACAAGUUGACAGAGGUUGGAGCAACCGACUUGAUUGUGACCAAGAUUGAGAACUCGAGAACAGGCGAUUGAACCGUGGAUAGAUUGUCAAGAAACUAGAAAAAUAAACAAAUAAAAAUGCUUUGCG